AUGUCUGCAAGAGACAAGCUGAAUUUUGGUAAAGAUGGAGUGAGUAAAUUGCCUCCAGGAUUUCGGUUCGAGCCGACUGAUGAAGAGAUAGUUUUCCAGUACUUGGCGCGUAAAAUAUUUUCAUAUCCUUUGCCAGCUUCAGUCAUUCCAGAAAUCAGCAUUUGCAAAUUUGAUCCGUGGGAAUUGCCAGGUGAUUCGGACCAGGACAAGUACUUGUUCAGCAACAAGGAAAAUGGAAAUCCAAUGAGCCGAGAGACUAGUGGUGGUUACUGGAAGGCGAUUGGGUUAGACAAACAAAUAAUGAGUUCGAAUUGGACGCCAAUAGUGGGAAUUAAGAGGACGUUCGUAUUCUAUGAGGGAAAGAACUCGCAAACUAAUUCAAGAACUGAUUGGCUCAUGCACGAAUAUCACAUUGCCCGGACAAAUUCUCAGGAUUCCUUGACCCAAAUUGGAAAUUGGGUUUUGUGUCAUAUAUUUUUUUACAAAAGAAGAAACCAUGCUGAUGGCAUUGGUGGGUGCAGUUCACAUGAGUUCACGACGGUCGAAACAUUGUCGGAGGAUUCGGAUUCUUCUUCUUCCUCUUCUUCAUCCUCGUCUUCAUAUUCCGAUUCUAGUGUUCUUACUGAGGUCUCUUCAAAUUCUUCCUGUGAUGACUACAAUGCAUAA
Molecule: messenger RNA, 666 nt
Organism: Fraxinus pennsylvanica
Lineage: Eukaryota; Viridiplantae; Streptophyta; Magnoliopsida; Lamiales; Oleaceae
Source: the annotation of a GenBank genome assembly